Messenger RNA from Protobothrops mucrosquamatus (brown spotted pit viper), 2087 nucleotides. RefSeq names its product pannexin 2 (gene PANX2). The transcript has 3 exons. Gene Ontology annotation, biological process: monoatomic cation transport; positive regulation of interleukin-1 production. Bases 48 to 2087 code for a protein of 679 amino acids. NCBI's taxonomy places the organism in Eukaryota, Metazoa, Chordata, Lepidosauria, Squamata, Viperidae. The record is from RefSeq and is a predicted model, not a curated record. Gene Ontology annotation, molecular function: channel activity.
GCGAGGCCACUGGAGCCCGGUGAGCGCCCUCCUGCCCGCCGCCGCUUAUGCAACACAUCAUCGAAAACCAUCCGGACAUGGCAACGGCGCUGCUGGCUGGGGAGAAACUUAAGGAGCUGAUCCUGCCCGGGCAGCAGGACGACAAGACGGGCUCGCUGGCCGCGCUCCUCGUGCAGCUGAAGCUCGAGCUCCCUUUUGACCGCGUGGUCACCAUCGGCACCGUCCUCAUCCCGAUUGUCCUGGUCACGCUGGUCUUCACCAAGAACUUCGCCGAGGAGCCCAUAUACUGUUAUACACCACACAACUUCACCCGGGAUCAAGCCUUGUAUGCCAGAGGAUACUGUUGGACAGAGCUAAGAGAUGCAUUGCCAGGUGUAAAUGCCAGCCACUGGCCUUCUUUGUUUGAGCAUAAAUUUCUUCCAUAUGCCUUGCUGGCUUUUGCUGGCAUUAUGUACAUUCCAGCCCUUGGGUGGGAAUUCUUGGCUUCCACCAGACUGACUUCCGAACUUAACUUUUUGCUCCAGGAGAUAGAUAACUGCUAUCAUCGAGCAGCUGAAGGCCGUGCACCAAAAAUCGAAAAACAAAUCCAGUCAAAAGGGCCAGGGAUAACAGAACGUGAAAGAAGAGAAAUCAUUGAGAAUGCAGAGAAGGAAAAAAGCCCUGAGCAAAACCUGUUUGAGAAAUAUCUGGAGCGCAGAGGGCGUAGCAAUUUCCUAGCCAAGCUUUACUUGGCAAGACACCUCUUCAUCAUCUUUUUAAGCAUCAUCCCCAUCACAUACUUGUCCACCUAUUAUGCUACACAGAAACAAAAUGAAUUCACAUGUGCUCUAGGAGAGCCUCCAGACAAAACAAGCAAUUCCAAAUUGCUCAUACGGGUGAAUUGCAAGCUGCCCUCUGUUCAGCUGCAACGCAUAAUCGCUGGAGUGGACAUUGUCCUCCUUUGUUUCAUGAACUUGAUCAUCCUCAUCAAUUUAAUCCACCUUUUCAUAUUCCGCAAGUCCAAUUUUAUAUUUGACAAGCUGAACAAGGUUGGCAUAAAGACCAAGAAACAGUGGCAGAAAUCUCAGUUCUGUGAUAUUAAUAUCCUGGCCAUGUUUUGCAAUGAAAAUCGUGAUCACAUCAAGUCUCUAAACCGCUUGGAUUUCAUUACCAACGAAAGCGAUCUGAUGUAUGACAAUGUUGUGCGUCAGUUGCUGGCGGCUCUAGCCCAGUCUAAUCAUGAUAUUACCCCAACUGUACGUGAUUCUGGAAUACAAACAAUAGACCCCAACAUUAACCCUACAGACCUUGACCCUAAUGAGCCACUGAUUAUCAAGCGUCCUCGGAAGAAAAUGAAGUGGAUCCCGAGUACCAAUCCCCUUCCUCAGCCAUUCAAGGAGCAGCUAGCUACCAUGAAGGUUGAGAACAACAAACCUGAGAAGCCAAAGCCGGUGCGUCGGAAGACAGCAGCCGAUAGUCUGAUUGCACCUUUGCUGGAGACCAAUUCAAAACAUACCCAACCAUCCUCCGUUCACAAAACUGAAUCUAGUACUCUGUCCAGCACAGGUAAUGAAAAGAAGCAUACGCGUCACUUUUCCUUAGAUGUUCAACCAUAUAUAUUGAGUAAUAAGAAACCCAAGCAAGAAAUUCCAUCCAAUACGUCUAUGGCAACAUCCAAAAGCCAAGAGAGUGGAUUCUUAAACCAAGAAGACAAAGCCAUAGUUUGUGUCACUUCUUCUCUCAAAGAUUCUUCCCUUCCUGGAAAAGAGUCCCUUUAUUCCCGUGAUACCUGCAGGACAGUGCCUGCAACAGGGGUUUUUCUCACCUGUACCCAUAACCAUAUAGCAACAAAAGUCUCUCUACCCCAGACUAGUGAGGUAGAAUCAGGGCCUGUCCUGAAUUGCAACCCUGUGCAUCCACUUCUGCACAUCAAUACGCUAUAUGAAGAUCAUGAAGAAGAGGGCUCAAACCUUAUAGAUGAUUCUUUAGACAACAGAAUUCACUCUCCAUCAGAAAGCGGAAACAUCAUUUCUAUGCCUUCCACAAAACAAAUCAUGUUGGCAACUUUUGAUGAGCCCUUGGCAAUAGUGAAUUCGGUAGAAUAUUGA